AAAAAUUUAAAAAAAAUUCAACAACAACAAAACAAUACUGAUAAUUUUAUAGGAAAUGUCACAACAAGGGUAUGCCGACAACAACACCAAUUCAACAACUACCCCCUCCUCAAACAACCAUUCUUCUUCAAACGCCGCAGCCUUAAAUUACAAUUUGCCCUCAGGGUUAGGAGAAUCACCUCAUCAUCUUUAUGGCAUCAUUCCACCUCAUACACCAACUGGGCACCAUCCUCCAGACCCUCAACAACUUUCUUCUUUGGGAUUUUUUGCUGCUGCAGCUGGUGGAGGUGGAGGAAGUGGUGGUAGUGGUUAUCAUGCUGAAAUGGGGUCGUUAUUGGGUGGAAAUGGAGGUGGAGGAGGUGGAGAACAGAUUGACUCUAACCAGCUUAAACAAAAGAAAGACUUAAUUUAUAGCCAUCCACUCUUUCCUCUUUUAACCGUUUUAUUCGAAAAAUGUGAAUUAGCAACAUGUACACCUCGAGAACCUGUACGGACAAAUGAAUUUGGUGCAGUAGGAGGGGGAGAUCAAGUUGAUAUUUUAAAUGUUUGUUCUGCCGGUUCAUUUAGCGAAGAUAUUGCUGAAUUUGCUGCUACUGUACAAAUGAAUAAACCUUUUUAUGUACCUAAUCCUGAGCUUGAUUCUUUGAUGCUUAACGCUAUUCAAGUUCUUCGUUUUCAUUUGUUAGAAUUGGAAAAGGUCCACGAAUUGUGUGACAACUUUUGUGCCAAAUAUGUCAACAAAAUCAAAGAUAGGACACAAAUGGAUAUUAUAGCUGGUGAACAGCCACAACAACCCCCGUCUGCUGGGCCGCCUGGAAUGUUGGAGCACCAAAGACGAAGCAACAGCCAUCAACAUCAUCGAGCUAAUAGAGCUGGAGGGGGGUCUAACCAGUCCCCGGGCACUUCGUCUUCCCUAGAACAACCUCCCUCAAAUUUUUCUUCUAAUAAUAUGGGGGAUAUACAACACCAACAACAAUAUUUACAUAAUAUUGACCAUAAACAAUUUCAACAAUUGCCUUCAUGUUCCUCAUCCUCCUCCCAACAACAACAUUUUGGAGUAUUUAAUGGUAUUGAUAUAAUUAACAAUCCUUCAUCCCUAUUACAACAACAACAACAAUUAUUUUACCAACAGAAUUAUUUAAAUAAUUUAGGGGGGCACCAUCCUCAUUUGUUAAAUAAUAAUCUUGUUGAGGGACAACAACAACAAACUUUGUUAUUAAGUGGACAACAACCCCAGGAUGUUUGUGAUGCCCCUAAAAGUGCAAAAAGACCAAAAAAAUCCUCAUCAAUUACCCCAACUUCAACCUUUCCUCCUCCAAACAAUAAAAUUGAAAAGGAUGUAAAAAUAAAUCAAAGUCCAGAUACAACAACAACAAUAUUAAAUGCUCAAAAUAAUAAUAAUAAUGAAGAUUUAAAAUUUAAUAAUAAUAAUUUAAAAAUAACUAAAAAUGAAGGGGUUGGUAAAGAAGGGGGAAUAAUUAAUGAUGGUGGGGGUUAUAAGCAGCAACAACAAUUAGUUGGUGGAGGUGAUUGUUUGGAUGAAAAUGGAGGUGAAGACGGCAUUUCGUUAAACGGAACUUGUGAUUAUGACGAUGACCAACAACACUAUGAAUCUGGAGACAGUGAAUACAGCAAUAAUGCUUCUAGAGGGGAAUUGAAACCCUCCAAAAAAUUUUUAAAUUCUUUCCAACGCCGUUUACAAAAACACGAAGAAAUUGGAGGGGAUUUUGAUGAUUAUGAUGAUGGUGGACAAAGUGAGGGAGGUGGGGGAGGUAUUGGAAGUGGAAGAAGAAGAGUCCCCAAAGUUUUUAGUAAAGAGGCGAUAAGCAAGUUUAGAGCGUGGCUUUUCAACAAUAUUACGCAUCCAUAUCCAGCAGAAGAACAAAAACGUCAAUUGGCAGCAGAAACGGGGCUAACCAUUUUACAAGUUAAUAAUUGGUUUAUUAAUGCCCGUCGACGUAUAGUCCAACCAAUGAUAGACUCUAACAAUAGAGCAGGUCGCCCAGUUGCUGUUUUUAAAAAUCGUAGACGUAAAGGAAGUAGUAGUUGUGUUGAUGGGGGAAGUGGAGGGGGAGGUGUUGAUGGUGCUUCUCCUGGAAAUUCUGAUUGUGGAGGAGGGGAUAAUGGAAGGAAUAAUAAUAGUAUUAGUCCUGAGGAUGAGCAAGUCCUUUCCUCGUCUACAACCCCUUUAAAUAAUAACAAUUUUAAUUCAACAAAUAUUUCUACAACAACUACAAACAUUAAUUUAAACAAUACAAACAAUAAUUUACUUUUUUCUUCUGCGUCCAACAAUCCUUACCAAGCUGCUGCGUCUUUAGCAGCCGUUGUUUCGAACCCUUAUGCCGGGGGAUUUGGCGCUUUCCCCUUCACCACCGGUAUGACUGGAAUGUCAGCUGCUGCUGCAAUAAUGCCCAACAAUAAUAAUUAUGGACUAAAUUCUACUGGAGGGAAUACAUUAAAUUCUGGCUGGAUUCCACAAAAUUAG
Molecule: messenger RNA, 2485 nt
Organism: Meloidogyne enterolobii
Lineage: Eukaryota; Metazoa; Nematoda; Chromadorea; Rhabditida; Meloidogynidae
Source: the annotation of a GenBank genome assembly